AUGCUCACCUGGAACCUAGCUGAAUAUCUCGUUCGUGAUGUUUCCAGGCAACUGAAUGUGCUGUACCAGACCGCCUCAUGUUUCAACUGCCACAAAUACACUCAUUUGCAAAUCAAUUUGGUUUUCACAAGAGACCCAACUGAAUCUCUCGUUUAUGAUAUCUUACAACUGAAAGUGCUGCACACAGGCCGCCUCAUGUUUCAGUUGGCACGAUAUUUGAGAUAUCGCAGUAUAUUUUCAUAA
Messenger RNA from Opisthorchis viverrini, 243 nucleotides. RefSeq lists its product as hypothetical. The transcript has 2 exons. Lineage: Eukaryota; Metazoa; Platyhelminthes; Trematoda; Opisthorchiida; Opisthorchiidae. Bases 1 to 243 code for a protein of 80 amino acids. The record is from RefSeq and is a predicted model, not a curated record.